This is a messenger RNA of Dunckerocampus dactyliophorus (ringed pipefish), 5455 nucleotides long. It is a transcript of the gene inppl1a, whose product is annotated as inositol polyphosphate phosphatase-like 1a. Gene Ontology annotation, biological process: phosphatidylinositol dephosphorylation. Gene Ontology annotation, molecular function: phosphatase activity; protein binding. The record is from RefSeq and is a predicted model, not a curated record. NCBI's taxonomy places the organism in Eukaryota, Metazoa, Chordata, Actinopteri, Syngnathiformes, Syngnathidae. The transcript has 28 exons. Bases 220 to 3993 code for a protein of 1257 amino acids.
AGUGGGUACAGUGUGUGGACGCAGGCUGCAAUUCCCAGCUUUCCAGUGUGGAUUUAUAUGCACAGAUUUCCGUGGAAGUGUGAAGCAAGAGAGGAGGGUGGCGAGCUUUUCAGGAACCGACAAAACAGACGUAAACAACUUGACUUAACAUUUUAAGGCAGGCUGAGAGUUUUCGGACUUGUAGGGAAGCAGUUGACGCCGGUUAGAAGGGCUGUGGCCAUGGCCGGAGGAGGUGGUGGUGGCGGCGGGCUUUCUCCACUCGGGCCCGCACCACCGAUGUGGUAUCACCGGGACCUGAGUCGAGCUGCGGCCGAGGAGCUGCUGGCUCGCGCCGGGAGAGAUGGCAGCUUCCUGGUGCGGGACAGCGAAAGUGUCAACGGGGCUUACGCUUUGUGUGUACUGUUUCAGAAGCAUGUCCACACAUACAGGAUACUCCCAGAUGAAGAUGGAUUUUUGGCUGUGCAGACGUCACAGGGUGUGCAGCCUAAGCGGUUUAAAACAUUACCAGAGUUGGUGUCAUUGUACCUCCAACCCAGCCAGGGUCUGGUGACCACCUUGCUUUUCCCUGUUGACCGAGAGGAAACCACUAUCCUCGAUGACCGCGACUAUUCAGAUGGCGAGGAUGAGAAGCCACCUCUUCCCCCACGCUCAGCCUCCACUUCUACUCCUCCUGGAUCUGACAUGCCCACUGACAGUCCUCCAACAGCGAAUGGCCUGAGCACCAUCUCCCAUGAGUAUCUGAAGGGCAGCUAUGCUUUGGACCUUGAAGCUGUCAAACAAGGAGCCUGCUCGCUGCCUCACCUUAACAAGACACUGGUGUCCUCAUGCAAGCGACUCAAUGGGGAAGUGGAUAAGGUCCUGUCUGGUCUCGAGAUCCUGUCAAAAGUGUUUGAUCAGCAGAGUGCCUUCAUGGUGUCAAAGAUGAUCCAACAGUCAGUAAAUCAGGGUGGAGACCAGGAGUUGGAGAACCUGGUGACCAAGCUUGCCAUUCUCAAAGACCUGCUGUCUUCCAUAGAGAAGAAGGCUCUGAAAGCUCUUCAGGACAUGAGUUUGUCCUCCCCGUGCUCCCCUCCUCCUCUCUCCAUGCGUCAUAGCAAAGCCAUCCCUGUGCAGGCCUUUGAGGUCAAACUGGACGUCUACCUGGCAGAGCUGACUAAGAUAGGGAAGAGUCAGAAGUACACACUGUCCGUAGACGUGGAGGGAGGGAGACUUGUAGUGAUGAAGAAGGUGAAGGACAGCCAGGAAGACUGGACAACAUUCACACAUGACAAAAUCCGUCAGCUGAUCAAGUCUCAGCGGGUGCAAAAUAAGCUCGGCAUUGUUUUUGAGAAAGAAAAGGACAAGAACCAGAGGAAAGACUUCGUAUUUGCUAGUGCCAAGAAGCGGGAGGCCUUUUGCCAAUUGCUACAGUUGAUGAAAAACAAACAUUCCAACCAGGAUGAGCCUGACAUGAUCUCUGUCUUCAUUGGCACCUGGAACAUGGGCUCAGUGCCUGCACCCAAGUCUGUGGCUUCCUGGGUAUUAUGUCGAGGACUUGGAAAGACUCUGGACGAGAUGACCGUCACUAUCCCAAAUGACCUGUAUGCGUUUGGAACGCAAGAGAACUCUGUGAAUGAUCGCGAGUGGGUGGAGUCGAUACGGGCCAUGUUGAAAGAGCAAACGGAAUUGGAUUAUAAACCGAUAGCAGUGCAGACGCUAUGGAACAUAAAGAUUGCUGUGCUUGUGAAGCCGGAACACGAGAACCGCAUCAGCCAUGUCGGAAUGUCCAGUGUUAAGACCGGCAUCGCCAACACACUUGGUAACAAAGGUGCUGUUGGUGUUUCUUUCAUGUUCAAUGGAACAUCUUUUGGUUUUGUCAACUGUCACUUGACUUCAGGGAAUGAAAAGAUUGCAAGGAGGAAUCAAAAUUAUCUCGACAUUCUACGCCUGCUUUCGCUUGGAGACAAACAACUAAGCUCAUUUGACAUUUCACUGCGCUUCACACAUCUGUUCUGGCUGGGAGACCUCAACUACAGGCUGGACAUGGACAUACAGGAGAUACUUAACUACAUAAACAGGAAGGAGUUUGAUCCACUCCUGAAGGUGGACCAGCUAAAUCUGGAGAGGGAGAAGAACAAAGUGUUUCUACGUUUUGCGGAGGAAGAGAUCUCCUUCCCACCAACCUACCGAUAUGAACGUGGUUCAAGGGACACCUAUGUUUGGCAGAAGCAGAAAGCAACUGGGAUGAGGACUAAUGUUCCAUCCUGGUGUGACAGGAUCUUGUGGAAGUCUUACCCAGAAACGCAUGUUGUUUGCAACUCCUAUGGGUGCACAGAUGACAUUGUGACCAGUGACCACUCCCCUGUGUUUGCAACAUUUGAGGUGGGCGUGACCUCACAGUUUGUCUCCAAGAAAGGACUUGCAAAAUCUUCAGAGCAAGCUUACAUCGAGUUUGAGAGCAUUGAGGCCAUAGUGAAGACUGCAAGCAGAACCAAGUUCUUCAUCGAAUUCUACUCAACUUGUUUGGAAGAGUUCAAGAAGAGUUACGAGAACGACAGUCAGAGCAGUGACAAUGUCAACUUCCUCCGUGUGGGCUGGUCCAACAAACAGCUGACGACGCUCAAACCUCUUCUGUCGGAGAUCGAGUACCUGCAGGACCAACACCUGCUGCUCACUGUGAAAUCCCUGGAUGGAUAUGAAUCCUACGGAGAGUGCGUGUUAGCGUUGAAGUCGAUGAUUGGCAGCACAGCGCAGCAGUUCCACACCUACCUGUCUCACCGCGGGGAGGAAACGGGAAAUAUCAGGGGAUCAAUGAGGGUUCGAGUCCCUUCUGAAAGGAUGGGAACCAGGGAAAGACUUUAUGAAUGGAUCAGUGUGGACAAAGAUGAAACAGGUAUUCCCAAAGGGAAAUCCACCCAGGCAUCCAGAGUGGGACAUGAAUAUGUGAAGCCACCUUUGGUUCGUAAGCAGCUAGGAGAGCUGGGAAAGGUCAGUGAAGAGCUAGAGAAGACCAGCAAGGAGGAAACGGCUGCGAGGCCUAAACAGGAUUCUGACGGUGAUCCAUCUGUUGGCAAGAACAGCUACAAUAACCCUGCCUACUACAUCUUGGAGGGUGUUCCCAAUCAGUCAGCCGCUGCUAUGCCAUCCGAGCUUCUCCCAUCACCCACCACCCCCACCCCCCAGGCUACGAAAGCUCUCCCUCCUGUGGCUGUAGCUCGGACCAAACCACCCUGCACCCCCGCCGCACAGUGCCACCCACGCAGACCCAUGACAGGUCAUUCGGUGCGUGCCAUCAGUGAGGAGGGGUCUUCAGAGGACGAUGGAGGAGUGUGUGUAGGAGGGGCACACGGGGGAACCACGGUGGGGAGCACACUCAAUCGCCCUCCUCCGGAUUUCCCACCCCCUCCUCUUCCAAAGGGAGCGAUGGAGAUGACCAUAGAGGCACCUUUCUUGAAGCCUCGCCCACUUCACCCAGAUCUAGCUGAGGUCAAGAUCCCUGCGACUGGUCCUGGUGCUCCGCUGGCCAUUGGAGAAAGUUUCAGGCGAGGAGGAGGAGGCAGCGCCGCCGUUGGAGGAGGGGCAGCACUGGACGACCAAUCUUGUUCUGUGCUUCAGAUGGCAAAGACUCUGAGCGAGAGCGAGUUUCCCGGACAACCUCCACGAGCUCCCUCUGCACCACCUCCUCUCAGGGGGCAGGCUAUGGGUUUAGGUCUGGAGGCCUGCCGCACCUUCCCGCCCAGAAAUGCCAUCACAGAAAGUAUCGCUGAGGACCUUCCUGAGGAGGCUUUUUGGGGUAGCAGUAGUUCGUCGUUGUCUGUGGGGGAGUCUUCAGUGGGGGAAUGGCUGCAGAGACUGGGACUUGAGCGGUAUGAGCAGGGACUGCUGCACAACGGCUGGGACGACCUGGAGUUUCUCAGUGACAUCACAGAGGAGGACCUCGAGGAGGCAGGAGUGCUUGACCCCUCCCACAAGCGUAUCCUGCUGGAGAGUCUCAGACAACAACAGAAACUGUAGCAAACAACGGCUUAAUGGCCGCUCUAAAGCAGCCCUGAGUGGGCAUUGUGCCAUGUGAUGUCCGACAGUGCCUCCUGAGAGAACGUGUACUUGAUUUUUACCAUUUAAAAUGUCUUGCUGGACCUUUUCAGAGGCGCUGUCAACAGUUAUUGUUGCGGACGCGGCCUUAUUUGGAGUCGAUCGGACGCGGCGUCACAGCAUCGCCUUCCGCUCGAAACCUAGUGAGACGAACUAGGACAUCACAGGACUCUUCAAGUGUGUCAUGGUGUCUGCUCUGACCGAGAGCAACAUUUAAGACACCAGAGCCUUGUAUGCUCCCCCACCGCCCCCCCUACCCAACUUGAAGACAAUGUGAGGCAUGUCUCAGGUAUUUCCACAGCGAUGGUCGCAAGCUGGAAAGGAUGUGACGCCAGUUAAAUGUCAAACCACAAAGUGAUUUGAACUCAUUCUUGUCAGUUUCAGUGCUGGCAUCAGGCCAGCAUGUAUUGUUUCAGUGUCCAUGUGUAUUUAUAGUUUUUUAAUCUUUUCUUCACGUAAGGAUAAAGGGAAAAAUGGUGCAAACCAAUACUGAGCUGAAAGUGCGCACAAGGUCCGCUGUGGUUUGCCAAAUGCAUUUCAUGUUCUGGCAUGCUUGUCACAUGAGGCGACAGCAGGUUGAAGGUUUCAUUUCUCGUGUCCACACUAUUGCACUGUGACAGCACAACCCACGUUCGGUGGACUUUAGGUCACAUUUAUUCCUACCUAACGGUCUAACACAGUCAAGUAAGUUGACUAACUUGUUUCAAGGAUUUAAUAAACCACACUGUUGUCUUGAAGAAGCCUUUGGUGACCAAACACUGCUCUCUCGACCAUUACGUCACAGGACAAACAGAAAAGUCAUUUAUCUGCUUUUUUUUCCCCCCACGUGUUGUUGAUGUUCCCUUAUUUGACCACCAGACGGUGCUGUUACACCAUUAGCCUCAACUUUAGCUGCUGACCGGGAAACCUGAUGAUGUUCAGUUUCAACUAGUAAUCAAUAAUGUACAUUUUCUUCAAAAACGAUUAAUAAUGAGUGUUGUUACAUGCUCAAGUUAUUUUUUUUAUUUUUUUAAAAGCCAUUGCAGUGUUUUAAGGGAUUUAUAAUGACAAAUUAACCCUUGCUAGAAGAAUAACAUUGUGUGAUUUCCAUCUUCUCACAUAAUACACGCCCUUGUUUAAAAAGUCCAGUUUGUCUUGUUGAACUUAAACUGCUGUGUGUGAGUGUUGUGUAUGCACGUGUGUUUGUAUUUGUAUGUUUGCAUAUUCAGGGUGUCCAAAGUGCAGUCCAUUUGCAACCUGUGGCCCUUUUUUUUUUUAAUUGGCCCACAGUAGAUUCGAAUAAUACAAUGAAAAAAAUAAAAGCAAAAACAAGCAGCUGUAUUUUUAUGAGAAUAAAGUCAUCAUUUUAAAUUGUAAUCUUUUACGAGAAGAAAAAAAGUCAUAA